AUGCGUAAACCUCCUAAAGUAACGUUUAAUUUGGACAAGAAUGAUGAGCAAAAUUCGAGUAGUGACGAUGAAGGCGUUAGAGCAUUCUCAGCAGUUGCCGGCUAUGUCGAAUCUGACGUCGAAUUGUCGGAUGAUGACAUGCCAGAAGCCAUCAGGGCAACCUCCGAAAAUUGCCCUGGAUUUGGGAUGAAGCCAAACACCGAGCCGGAAGAGAGAGAAUUAUCAGAUUUUAUUCUAAAUAAUCCAACUUGUAGUUCGGACGAAGACGAUGGACCGCCAGGACUUUUACUCGACAGCUCUAAAGAGGACUACGAUUUUGACCUACCCAAGGAUGGACCCCUGGGACCCCUACUCGACAGCUCUAGUGAGAUGACUACGAUGUCCUACCCGACCUAA
Messenger RNA from Sphaeroforma arctica JP610, 396 nucleotides. RefSeq lists its product as hypothetical. The record is from RefSeq and is a predicted model, not a curated record. The coding region runs from base 1 to 396 and encodes 131 amino acids. The transcript has a single exon. Lineage: Eukaryota; Ichthyosporea; Ichthyophonida.